This is a messenger RNA of Symbiodinium sp. CCMP2456, 519 nucleotides long. Lineage: Eukaryota; Dinophyceae; Suessiales; Symbiodiniaceae. The record is from the annotation of a GenBank genome assembly.
AUGGGUGUGGAGGUGGAGACUUGUCAAGCCGGCACCGGCAAGACCUUCCCACAGAAGGGAAAUCGCCUAGAAGUCCAUUAUACUGGGACAUUGGCCACUGACGGACGAAAGUUUGACUCUUCUCGUGAUCGGGGAAAGCCCUUCUCCUUCACUUUGGGUACAGAACCUGCUCAGGUGAUCCGAGGCUGGGAGGAAGGCAUGCUGCAGCUGUCGCUUGGGGAAAAAGCGACGCUGCGUAUCAGCUCGGACUUUGCAUAUGGCGAAUCCGGUUAUGGAGAUGGCAGCAAGAUCCCUCCGAACGCAGAUCUCGUCUUUGAUGUGGAGCUGGUUUCUAUAAACGGGAAAACGAGGAGUGACUUGGAAAAGUUCGAGGCUGAGCUGAACAAGUGGGCAGCCAAGAAGCUGGCUGAGUUCGACAGCGACGACAAGCUCAAGGCGAAGUACACGUCCAAAGACGAUUAUGCUCAAUAUUUGAACAGGAAGUCGGCGAAGCGGCUUCGUCAUAUCGAAAACACAUGA